Arachis stenosperma is the source of this 849-nucleotide messenger RNA. RefSeq names its product GCN5-related N-acetyltransferase 1, chloroplastic. Gene Ontology annotation, molecular function: N-acetyltransferase activity. Lineage: Eukaryota; Viridiplantae; Streptophyta; Magnoliopsida; Fabales; Fabaceae. Gene Ontology annotation, cellular component: cytoplasm. The transcript has a single exon. Bases 226 to 813 code for a protein of 195 amino acids. The record is from RefSeq and is a predicted model, not a curated record.
AUCCACAAAAGCCUCUCUCACAACCACAAAUCACAACAACAACAAAAAAAUCCUAUUCACUUCAUCAAAUAUAAUAACUCACACAUCUUCAAUCUUCAUCAUCUAUUUCAUAAGGCCCUUAAACCUUUAAACACUACCAACUUUGCAUUUUUUUUUUCAAAUUUUCUUUUUUUAAAAAACUACAUAAUAUAAUAAUAUAAUAACAGUAAUAAUAAUAAUAAUAUAAUGCUCUUACGUGGCAUCGUCUCGAGUCCUCUCCCUUCUCUCCGCCUCCAACUCAAACCCCCACUCAAAACCAGAAACGUCGUCGUUUCAUCGCAAACCCCAACCAACGCCACAAGCUACCCUCUCUCCAUCUCCGACGAGGUCCUCGAAUCUCGCGGCUUCGUCCUCCGCCGCAGCGCCGACGGCCUCAACCUCGACGAUCUCAACGGCGUCUUCGUGGCGGUAGGGUUCCCGAAGAGAGAUCCGGAGAAGAUCCGCGUAGCGCUGGAGCACACUGAAUCGCUGCUGUGGGUGGAGUACCUCCGUACACGGCGGCCGGUGGCGUUUGCGAGGGCAACCGGCGACGGAGUGUUCAACGCGAUAAUAUGGGACGUGGUAGUGGAUCCAUCGUUCCAAGGAGUUGGGCUUGGGAAAGCGGUUAUGGAGAGAAUGAUAUCGGAGCUUCUAGAAAAAGGGAUCGUGAACAUUGCUCUUUACUCGGAGCCUAGGGUUCUUGGGUUCUAUAGGCCUCUAGGGUUUGUUGCUGACCCUGAUGGCAUUCGGGGAAUGGUGUAUUCCAGAAAGAACAAGAAGAACAAGAACAAAUAAUUUUACAAUUUAUUUAUUUAUUUUUAUUUAUCAUAA